AUGACUGCAAAUGGUGAUAUACCGGAAUCACUGGAGGAAAUUAAUUUGAAAAUGAACGCAACAACGGAUGAAUCUUUGGAAGCAACAAGACGUAUGCUGCAGUUAUGUGAAGAGAGCAAAGAAGCGGGUAUUAAAACACUUGUAAUGUUGGAUGAUCAAGGAGAGCAGCUGGAACGUGUUGAAGGCGGUUUAGACACAAUCAAUCAGGACAUGCGUGAAGCUGAAGAGCACCUGAAGGGCAUGGAAAAGUGUUGUGGUUUAUGCACACUUCCAUGUUUCAAGACCGAAGAUUUCGAAAAAAACUCGGAAUAUGCAAAGGCGUGGAAAAAGGAUGAUGAUGGAGGUGUAAUUAGUGACCAGCCUCGGAUAACUGUUGGCGACUCUGGAAUGGGCCCUCAGGGUGGGUAUAUCACACGAAUAACAAAUGAUGCGCGUGAAGAUGAAAUGGACGAAAAUGUACAGCAAGUAUCAACGAUGGUUGGCAAUUUACGUAAUAUGGCAAUUGAUAUGAGCACAGAAGUUAGCAAUCAGAACAGACAGUUGGAUCGUAUACAUGAGAAGACUCAAUCGAAUGAAGUGAGAGUGGAAUCGGCUAAUAAACGGGCAAAUAAAUUAAUCACUAAAUAA
This is a messenger RNA of Brugia pahangi, 627 nucleotides long. Lineage: Eukaryota; Metazoa; Nematoda; Chromadorea; Rhabditida; Onchocercidae. The record is from the annotation of a GenBank genome assembly.